AGAAACGAAUUCAGCCCGGGGAAUCGCCAUGAGAAUGGAUUGUUUACAAAUAGAUUUGGAUUCUUUGCGGCUAUCAAUAUGUAGCAUCAUUGGAUCCGAACGCCUGUUCUCAUGGAGAUGCCAAAACCGACUCCGAUCUCGAAGCCGAUUCUGAUUUCGGAGCUGAUCCAGAGCCGAUUUCGGAAACUGAUUCCGGACCUACUAUCCGGAAUCGAACCAGAAAACUUCGGAGCUAGCCGGAAUCGAUUCCGACGAAAACUUCAUUCUUCCCUUCACUAAUCCGGACGAUUACGAACGACUCCGACUCUGGGCAGAACUAGUCGGAAUCGGACUAAUUACAGCCGGAGUCGGAUCGGAGUCGUGGGUGCGCUCCAAAGAGCACACCACUAAAUCGAAACGCUUUCACCCGUAUUUCCCAGUGUCUACCGCAAGCGAAAGCUCCACAAGUGUCCGACGCUCAAGCACAACAACAAUCAACAACCGAACACACCAUCCCUCCACCCCCUCUCCCUUCCAGCCCAAUUCGCCCUGAAUCGAUGGCCAACGUGCCGGACGGUGUGCCCCGCGUCCUGCUGCUGCUCAGUGGCAAGCGCAAAUGUGGCAAGGAUUUUCUCGCCGACGCGCUCCUGCAACGGCUCGGCACGGACCGGGCCCAGAUCGUCCGGAUCUCGGAACCGAUCAAGCGGCACUGGGCGGAAGCGAUGGGCCUGGAUUUGGCCGCCCUGCUCGGCGACGGUGCGUACAAGGAGCGGUACCGGCGGCAGAUGAUCGAGUGGAGCGACGGGCGCCGGCAGGAGGACUACGGUGUGUUUUGCCGCGCCGCCUGCGCCACCAUCGACCGGCCGAUCUGCAUCGUGAGCGACGUGCGGCGCCAGACCGAUGUGCGCUACUUCCGCGAGGCGUACGGGCCCGAGACCCGCCUGCGCACGGUGCGGAUUGAGGCGAGCGAGCAGGUCCGGCACGGGCGCGGCUGGCAGUUUCAGGCGGGCGUCGACGACGUCCAAUCGGAGUGCGAUCUCGACGGGUACGCCGGGUGGGAUUUGGUGCUGACGAACGAGCGCCCGGACGGGGUGGGCGAGCUGCUCGACCGGCUGGUGCAGCUGAUCGAAUGCUGAGAACUGAGAGCACAAAUACGGGGGCGGGGGGGUGUGGUUUAAACAUAAGAAACACUUUUUUAUUUAUUCCAUUUAUCUGUUAAACUGUUAUUAGGCGUUGGUGGAAGGUGUUGGGCUUUUUUGUAAUAAAAUAUAAGAAAAAAAAAUGCGCUAUUUUUUUCUUGCCGUCUUAAUUCCAUCCUAAACUAAAAAAGAACCCCUACGCAUUUGCAAAUUUAAAUAAAAUCAUAUUCUAUCAGGUAGCCCGGGUUAAAAAAAUAUCAUCGCUACAUGU
Molecule: messenger RNA, 1389 nt
Organism: Anopheles coluzzii
Lineage: Eukaryota; Metazoa; Arthropoda; Insecta; Diptera; Culicidae
Product: probable phosphomevalonate kinase
Exons: 2
Coding region: 537-1115 (192 amino acids)
Biological process (GO): isopentenyl diphosphate biosynthetic process, mevalonate pathway; cholesterol biosynthetic process
Cellular component (GO): cytoplasm
Molecular function (GO): phosphomevalonate kinase activity
Source: RefSeq, a predicted model, not a curated record